Drosophila melanogaster (fruit fly) is the source of this 5404-nucleotide messenger RNA. It is a transcript of the gene tho2, whose product is annotated as tho2. Gene Ontology annotation, biological process: mRNA export from nucleus; mRNA processing. Bases 157 to 5085 code for a protein of 1642 amino acids. Gene Ontology annotation, cellular component: nucleus; THO complex. The transcript is spliced from 15 exons. The record is from RefSeq and is marked reviewed. NCBI's taxonomy places the organism in Eukaryota, Metazoa, Arthropoda, Insecta, Diptera, Drosophilidae.
AUUUAGUUAGGCAGCAGUACGGUCACACUGGCGGAACUAACUAAAAAAAAGUGUGAAAAUUUGUCAAAUAUUUCGACAAGUACAACGAUCUAAUCGAUUCGGGAGCAGAAUUCAGCCCCCGCAGCAAAGCGCCCGCGUGUACCACCUGAUCCGAGGAUGCAGAGAUCCACAGACCGGUUGCGCCGGCUGAAAAAGCUGAAGAGCGUUACGGGAGCGCAGGAUGGCGUUGGUGGCGGCGAUGCGGCGGCGACGGCGGAUAAUCGGACCUCCGCAUCGUCGGACACGAACGGAGCAGCCGCCAGUAGCGGAGCCGGCGGCAAUCAGCCAGGCACACUCAAUCCGGAGGUCUUCAAGCACUUGGACAAAUCCGGACGCAGUGAAUUCCUGAAGUACCUCAAGCAUCAGUUGCAGGAUGCGGCGGAUACGCCCGUUUACGACAAGAACGGCGUCUUUAAGCAGGGCAUCUCCAAUGCCAUAUACCAGCUUCUUUGGCAGACUCUGCGCUUCACUCACAAAAAAGACAUAGUACUCCACCUGCUCCUGGAAGUCGUGGCCCUCCAUGCGGACUUUCCCAGCCUUAUAGUGGACGUGGUUAACAUUCUGGACAGCGAAACCUCCCUUAUAACCGAUGGACUUCAGGAAGAACGACAUGCCUUUGUGCAACUUGUUAAAGACUUGGACAGGGUGAUUCCAGAAAGUCUUUUGAAAGAACGUUUGGAAAUCGAUACGUUGCAGGAGGCGGGAAUCGUCAAGAACAAGAGCUUUUACUCUAAGUUCAUCAAGGUCAAAACCAAGCUAUACUACAAGCAGCGUCGGUUUAACCUUUUCCGCGAGGAGAGUGAAGGGUUUGCCAAGCUUAUCACAGAGCUAAACCAGGAGUUCGACGAGAACACCACUCCAGAGAGCAUAAUGGAUAUCAUAAAAUCCCUUAUAGGCUGCUUCAAUCUGGAUCCUAAUCGUGUGCUGGACAUUAUUAUCGAGUCCUUUGAAACUCGUCCGGAUCGAUGGAACUUGUUCAUACCCCUGCUGCGCAGCUACAUGCCCACUGGUGCCAUUAUUUGCGAAGUCCUCGGCUACAAGUUCUGCCACUUUAAGGACUCCCGCACUCCCCGCUCGUUAUAUCAUGUAUGUGCUCUUUUGCUUAAGCAUGGCGUCAUUGCUCUGAACGAUGUAUACGUGUGGUUGACUCCAAACGAUGGGAGCAUUAAGGCGGACUGGGAGGAAGACCUGGCUGAUGCCAGGGAAAUGGUCCGCAAGCUGAACCUUAUACAAACCAAUAAGAAGGAAGACGAAAAGGAUCCACCACCGCCGCCUUCAGUUAAGAAGUUCAAUGAGGAAAAAUACAAUGCAAACCAAAAAUUUGGCCUCUGCGAAGCUUUGCUUAAAGUUGGCGACUGGGAGAAUGCGUACAAGAUCAUCCAGAAGCUUCCCGAGCAGGCGGUUGUAUUGCAGGAACCCAUUGCCCGUGCCAUUGCCGAUCUGAUUCACCUGUCCGUGGAGAAUAUUUAUUACAAAAAGUGUUUUAAGGCUCCCGCAGGACGUAGGCCGAGCCGCAAUCGCCUGUAUGAGGAUUCCAAGUUGGUGGCCAAGAUGCAGGCAAAGGAAUUCGGCGACUUAAGGAAGUACACCUGGCCGAUGGCUAACGUGUUGGGACCUGCCAUGCACUACGACACUGUGCUGAUGUACAAACUAAUCCGUAUUAUGCGGAAACUAGUUGUCGAUAUGGGCGUGGACAGCCUAAAUGGACCUCCGCCGAAUUCGGAAGCAGAGCAGCACUACUAUGACAUUAUGAGCUCGCUGGACGCCUGCAUUCUACCCUCCCUUCUAUACUUGGACAACAACUGUUCCAUGUCCGAAGAGAUCUGGGCUGUGCUUAAAUAUUUCCCGUAUCAUUUUCGCUACAGUUUGUAUGCGCGUUGGAAGAACGACAGCUAUCAGCUGCAUCCCAAUUUGAUCAGGAGAUGUGGAUUGGCACAACGGGAUAUUAAGGCCCUAAUGAAGCGCGUGAGCAAGGAGAACGUCAAGCAGCUGGGACGACUGGUAGGAAAGUAUAGCCAUUGUGCGCCAGGACUGCUUUUCGACUAUAUUCUCUUGCAAAUUCAAAUCUAUGAUAAUCUAAUUGGUCCGGUCUGCGACCUGCUCAAGUAUCUUACUGCCUUAUCCUUUGACUGUUUGGGAUACUGCAUCAUCGAGUCGUUGACGUUAACAGGUCGUCUCAGGUUCAAGGAUGACGGCACUUCGUUAUCCUUGUGGCUGCAAAGUCUUGCCUCCUUCUGCGGCACCAUAUACAAGAAGUACAGCAUUGAGCUAAGUGGUCUGCUUCAGUAUGUGGCCAAUCAGUUAAAGUCGCAGAAGAGCCUGGACUUACUGAUUCUGAGGGAGAUCGUGCAUAAGAUGGCAGGCGUGGAGUCCUGCGAGGAGAUGACUAAUGAUCAGUUGCAAGCCAUGUGUGGUGGUGAGCAGCUCAGGGGAGAGGCUGGCUACUUUAGUCAAGUGAGGAAUACGAAAAAGUCCUCUAAUCGCCUAAAGGAGGCAUUGGCCAAUAACGAUCUUGCCGUGGCUAUUUGCCUUUUGAUGGCUCAACAGAAACACUGCGUCAUUUAUCGUGAGACGGCGGCACACAGCCAUUUGAAGUUAGUGGGAAAUCUGUAUGAUCAGUGCCAAGACACACUCGUCCAGUUUGGUACGUUCCUAGGCUCCACCUAUUCUGUGGAUGAGUAUGUGGAGCGGUUGCCCUCGAUUAUAACCAUGCUUCGAGAGUACCACAUAAACACGGAUGUGGCCUUCUUCUUGGCUAGGCCCAUGUUUACUCAUCAGAUCAAUCAAAAAUAUGAUCAAUUGCGCAAGGAUGACCCUAACGCCAAGAAGCUCACCACGACGCAAAAGCUCCAGAAGUAUUUGGAAGCUACGCAGCUGAUCAUGAACCCUAUUGUAGAGUCUGUUCGUCCACUGCACAGCUCCAAGGUGUGGGAGGACAUUAGUCCGCAGUUCCUGGUAACUUUUUGGAGUCUGAGCAUGUACGAUCUGCACGUGCCGAACGAAAGCUAUCAGAGGGAGGUUGCCAAGCUAAAGCAGCUGGCCCAGCAAGCGGCAGAAGGCAAAGACUCUAACCAAUCUAAGAACAAGAAGGAGCAGGAGCGCUACAUUGCGCUAAUGGAGAAGCUGAACGACGAGCGAAAGAAGCAGCAUGAGCACGUUGACAAGAUCUCGCAGCGUUUGCAGGAGCAAAAAGAUAGUUGGUUCCUUCUACGAUCUGGCAAGUCCGCAAAGAACGACACCAUCACGCAAUUCCUGCAGCUCUGUCUCUUCCCGCGUUGCACCUUCACAGCUCUGGAUGCGUUGUAUUGCGCGAAGUUCGUGCACACCAUCCACAAUCUCAAGACAUCGAACUUCUCAACCUUGCUGUGCUAUGAUAGGAUCUUUUGUGACAUCACUUAUUCGGUAACAUCGUGCACUGAGGGCGAGGCUACGCGGUACGGACGCUUUUUGUGCGCCAUGCUCGAGACCGUGAUGCGUUGGCAUGCGGAUCAGGCGGUGUUUAAUAAGGAGUGCGCCAAUUAUCCUGGUUUUGUGACAAAGUUUCGUGUUAGCAAUCAGUUCUCAGAGGCCAACGAUCAUGUUGGCUACGAAAACUAUCGGCAUGUGUGUCACAAGUGGCACUACAAGAUUACCAAGGCGAUUGUAUUCUGUCUGGACUCGAAGGACUUUAUGCAGAUCAGAAACGCACUGAUCAUCCUAAUGCGAAUACUGCCUCACUAUCCAGUUCUUUCCAAACUGGCGCAAAUCAUCGAGCGUAAGGUGGACAAGGUGCGCGAGGAGGAGAAGACAAAGCGACCGGAUCUGUAUGCCAUUGCCUCCAGCUACAUUGGACAACUAAAGCUGAAGACUCCCCACAUGCUAAAGGAGAGUGUCUUUCAUCAAAUCGCCGAGCGGCCGAAUAAGGAGUCGCCGACCAGUGUUGGCGCUCCCGCCGCAGCCACCAGAUCCGAUAAGUUGUCACCCACCUCUCCAUCUGGGAAUACACAAGGAACAAGGGCUCCAGGCGGAGCUGCUCCUUUCUACAACAGCGAACAAAAGUCGGUGAUCAAAGAACCAGAUGCAAAAGCAGCCUCCACAACGCGUGAAUCGAAGAGCCAAAGAGGCGAGGGCAAUAAUGUCACUUUGGUGUCCACAGCCACUUCAACGGCAUCCAAUAACGAACGCGAGAGCAAACAACGUGACCUGCCAGCGCCACGUGAGUCCCAAUCCCGCAGCAAGGAUGACCAGCAGGAGCAGGCAAACAACGGCAGUAAUGGCAGCCGACAGAGCGAGAGUCGUAAUAGAGAUGUGGAACGAGACCGACAUGAUCAGCAAGACCAACGAAGCAUUAGUAGCCAUCGCAGUUCCAGAGACAUUGUGCGGGUCAAGGAGCGCACAGAAGCCGAGCUGCAUCAGAGGUCGCGGGAACGUUCUCAACGUCUGGAGGAGUUGGAAGCGCAGCAGCGGAAGCGGGAAAAAACAUCGCGACGGGGCGGCGAAGAGCGCAUCCGACAUGGUGAUGGCGUCGAGACAGUGGACCUGGUGGGCAGCACCGACAAUCGCCACUACGAGGAGUUCGAGGGGCGUAUGAGGGACCUGAGCUCAGUGUCCAACGAGAGCAACGGUUCGUUGCACCAUCGACAACGUAGCCAUGAGACCAUUGAAUUUGAAAAGGUAGAUUCAAAGCGUCGCAAAUUGGAGUCAUCAACCAGCAGUUCAAAGAAGGUGGAAGAACUGGUGGACAGCGUAAAGAAGGCGCGCGCCCUUAAGACCAAAGAGCGCAACAAGGACAAACUGUCGGAUGAGGAGCGAGACGCUCGCAAGGAUCGCAAGCUGGGACGCAAGCGGGAUCGCGUCGACGAGUCCAACAGCAACGAACAUAAACGCCGGCGCGAAGGACAAAACGGUGAAGAAGAGCUGCGGGAUAGAGAGCGGCAUAGGGAGAAGUCACCGCGGGAGCGAUCACAUGAAAAGUUCGAUAGAGAAAGAGGAGGAGCCAGCGGUUCGCGGGCCGAGGAGCGGCAGUACAUCAGCAAGUCCGCUCGGUCCUCCAGAGUCAACUAUUGAUUGCACUCCGGGCUUUUGCUUGCCCGUUCCGUGCAUUGUGAAGCGCAUUUUGUUUAACUUUUAAAGAAUUUGGAAUGGCCUUUCCAUCCAUUGUAGCAAAGAACGAAACUACUUUUGAAAUGUUUACAAGUUUUAGUGACUAUUUUAAAACAGAGAUCCAAACAAUUACAUUGUAAAAAUGACUACAUUUUUGUGUUGUUUACUAAACGGGAACUGUAAUAGCCAUAAUAUUUGUAUAAAAAGUUCAUUCCCCAAAUAGAUGUUCAGAUUGUCUUUAAAACAAAUAAUAAAUUGUUCAUUUGCAAUGAGAUUAAGAUGU